Molecule: messenger RNA, 1467 nt
Organism: Lecanosticta acicola
Lineage: Eukaryota; Fungi; Ascomycota; Dothideomycetes; Mycosphaerellales; Mycosphaerellaceae
Source: the annotation of a GenBank genome assembly
AUGACACGAGAUGGCCCGUCGGAGCAUCGUAUGCAACCCUUACAUCUUCACUCUACCUGCGACGGCUCACUAACUGAAUGCGCGGAUGCAGUAGCACCUCGAUGGGAGCAUAUCCCACUCUCUAUUCUCCGCGCCGAACUCGAGCGACGACAAGCUGCAGAGCCGACUGAACGACCGGCGUGCGGCUCUGGUGCGAAGAGCCGGAACUACAAUGUCGGCAUCCACGUCUUCGCCCUCAUCUUGAUCCUCACUCUCUCCACUCUCGCCUGCUCCUUUCCUCUGAUCGUACGCCGAUUUCCUAAACUGCAUGUGCCGAACCAUGCACUCUUCCUCAGUCGCCAUUUCGGGACAGGCGUGCUCAUCGCGACCGCAUUCGUCCACCUCUUCCCGACCGCAUAUACGAACCUGCUGGACCCAUGUCUGCCUCGAUUUUGGACAGAUGUGUAUCCGGCAAUGCCGGGCUUCAUUGCGAUGAUCAGUGUCAUGGUCACAGUGGGGAUCGAGAUGUUUUUCGCGACAAAAGGAGCAGGACACAGUCAUCAUGUAGAUUUCACGCAGUUGAGAGGAGAUGGUGAGGCUGGAGAGAGCUCAAGACCGGCAGCGCCAAGGAGGAGUGAGAGUUUCAAUUCGUUCCGACAGGUGCCCGUUCAAACAGAAGAUGAAGGUGAUGUUGCCAUUGGAAACCAGAAGAGUCCAUAUCAAGACUCACCAGCCAGUCCGAGCAGUUCGCUUAACAAGCCUCUGCCACCGGAGCCGGAUGGAGAUGAUUCUGAUCUAGAGCUGGAUGAGCUAGAUCCUGCCGCGGAUGAUACGCAGCCUUUGACUCGCUACACACCCUCACACGACGAAGAUGAGGAAGAAGAAGCAGAUGGGCAAUUGAACGGCCACACUCGGCUCGCAAAGCAUACGCGCAAGGUUUCCUGGGCCGAUCAGGGCCAAGAAACCGAUCAAACUCAUUCCGCUGCUAUGGAACAGCGUUUGAUUUUGCAAUGCCUGAUGCUCGAAGCCGGCAUCCUCUUUCACUCCGUCUUCAUCGGCUUGGCCGUCUCAGUCAGCACCGGAAGCGCUUUCGUUGUACUUCUCAUAGCCAUCUCGUUCCACCAGACAUUCGAGGGCUUGGCGCUCGGAUCGAGAAUUGCUUCAAUAUCUACCUUCGCCAAUGCAGGCUCAGUCCGUCCUUGGUUGAUGUGCUUGAUGUACGGCAUUACAACGCCCAUUGGGCAAGCCAUUGGUCUAGGUGUGCAAGGACUUUACGAUCCAGAGAGCCAGUUCGGACUAUUGAUGGUAGGCAUCAUGAAUGCCAUUUCUAGCGGAUUGUUACUUUAUGCUGGGCUGGUACAGCUCUUGGCCGAAGACUUCCUGUCAGACCAAAGCUAUCAGGAGUUACGGGGCAAGCGGCGAUUACAGGCUUGCGCUGCGGUGGUAGCCGGCGCGCUGCUGAUGGCAUUAACUGGCGUUUGGGCUUAG